AUGUGGAAUUUCGGUGUCCGACCACUGCGCUUACCGAUUGCAGUCAAUCGUAAUAUCCCUAGAGUGGAAUUUGUCGAUCCUAAAGUGAGCGUGAUCGAUCACACCCAAGAUACAGUUGUACAACCGACUCGGUUUUCGGUGAAUCGUACACUUGACGGAUUGACCGGGGGCAGACGAUGGUUGAAGCGAAAGACCGAGAGUCUGAAGAGAUCGUAUGUGUGUAUAGGGCGUUAUGGUUUUUGUAUCAAAGCCCAAUCCGAGGCCGAUGUACGAUGUGAGGUGACAAAAUUCAAAGAACGUUGGAACGGACCGCGGCCUGAUGAGUUUUCCAAGAGGACCGAGCGUUAA
Molecule: messenger RNA, 348 nt
Organism: Tremella mesenterica DSM 1558
Lineage: Eukaryota; Fungi; Basidiomycota; Tremellomycetes; Tremellales; Tremellaceae
Exons: 3
Coding region: 1-348 (115 amino acids)
Source: RefSeq, a predicted model, not a curated record